Messenger RNA from Aptenodytes forsteri (emperor penguin), 1470 nucleotides. It is a transcript of the gene STEAP2, whose product is annotated as STEAP2 metalloreductase. NCBI's taxonomy places the organism in Eukaryota, Metazoa, Chordata, Aves, Sphenisciformes, Spheniscidae. Gene Ontology annotation, molecular function: ferric-chelate reductase (NADPH) activity; cupric reductase (NADH) activity. The coding region runs from base 1 to 1470 and encodes 489 amino acids. The record is from RefSeq and is a predicted model, not a curated record. Gene Ontology annotation, cellular component: endosome; plasma membrane. Gene Ontology annotation, biological process: copper ion import. The transcript has 4 exons.
AUGGAAUCAAUCUCUAUGAUGGGAAGUCCUAAGAACCUCAAUGAAACUUUCCUACCAAAUGUUGCCAAUGGCAUCAAGGAUGCCAGUAAGACCACAAUAGGCAUCAUUGGAAGUGGAGACUUUGCUAAGUCAUUGACAAUUAGGCUUAUCAGAUGCGGGUACCACGUGGUUGUAGGAAGCAGAAACCCUAAACUUGCUGCCGAGUUCUUUCCCCAUGUGGUUGAUGUCACUCACUAUGAAGAUGCAGUAGCAAAAACAAACAUCAUUUUUGUAGCCAUACACAGAGAACAUUAUGCCUCUUUGUGGGACCUCAAGCAUUUACUUGCUGGUAAAAUUCUGAUUGAUGUCAGCAAUAAUACAAGAGUAGACCAAUAUCCAGACUCCAAUGCAGAGUAUUUGGCAUCACUUUUCCCAGAUUCCCUGAUUGUCAAAGGAUUCAAUGUUGUUUCAGCUUGGUCACUGCAGUUAGGACCAAAGGAUGCCAGCAGACAGGUCUAUAUAUGCAGUAACAAUGUUCAGGCUCGCCAUCAAGUUAUUGAGCUUGCCCGUCAGCUCAGUUUUAUUCCUAUUGAUUUGGGGGCAUUGUCAUCUUCAAGGGAGAUUGAAAACUUACCUCUGCGACUGUUCACACUGUGGAAGGGGCCUGUGGUGAUUGCCAUUAGCCUGGCAACGUUUUUCUUCAUCUAUUCCUUCAUCAGAGAUGUAAUCCAUCCAUACAUGAGAAAUCAGCAGAGUGACUUUUACAAGAUCCCCAUCGAGAUCGUGAACAAGACUCUACCAAUUGUUGCUAUCACUUUACUUUCUCUAGUGUAUUUAUCAGGACUUCUUGCAGCUGCUUAUCAGCUCUACUAUGGUACUAAGUAUAGGCGAUUUCCACCUUGGCUGGACAACUGGCUCCAGUGUCGAAAGCAGCUUGGACUGCUCAGUUUUUUCUUUGCAGCAGUGCAUGUGGCAUACAGCCUCUGCUUACCUAUGAGGAGAUCGGAGCGAUACUUGUUCCUCAAUAUGGCAUAUCAACAGGUUCAUGCAAAUGUUGAAAAUUCUUGGAAUGAGGAAGAAGUGUGGCGAAUUGAAAUGUAUAUCUCCUUUGGAAUAAUGAGUCUUGGAUUGCUUUCUUUGCUGGCAGUAACUUCCAUCCCUUCAGUAAACAGUGCCUUAAACUGGAGGGAGUUCAGUUUUAUUCAGUCUACACUUGGAUACGUUGCUCUGCUCAUAAGUACUUUCCAUGUACUGAUUUACGGAUGGAAAAGAGCUUUUGAAGAAGAGUAUUACAGAUUUUAUACACCACCAAAUUUUGUUCUUGCCCUUGUUCUGCCUUCCAUUGUAAUUCUAGGUAAGAUCAUUUUACUUUUGCCAUGUGUAAGUAGGAAACUGAGGAGAAUUCGAAGAGGAUGGGAGAAAAGCCAUGUUACAGAAGAAGCAAGUGGGUCAGUUCCUCAUCUCUCCCCGGAAAGGAUAACUGUGAUGUGA